Molecule: messenger RNA, 930 nt
Organism: Myzus persicae (green peach aphid)
Lineage: Eukaryota; Metazoa; Arthropoda; Insecta; Hemiptera; Aphididae
Exons: 2
Coding region: 452-880 (142 amino acids)
Source: RefSeq, a predicted model, not a curated record
ACUGAUAACAAUGAAUAUUGAUAUUUUAUCGUGAUGGUGUCCGAAACUCGAAAGUUCGGGCUACAGCUAUUUAUAAUUGUAAAAUAUGGUUAUUGCUUAUGGGUUGCCCAUCGACCCAUGAUUCUCGUGCUUAAAAAGUGAAAUGAAUAUCUACAAUCAGUAUUGAACAGCUGGAAAUUGCCGCACUCGCGCUGUUUAUAUUAUGUAUAGUGCUUAUACCAUCAUAGAAUAACUGUUAUUCUAUGCUUAAACUAUCUUUAUUCUUAGAUUCGAAUAAGAUGGGUUUGUUAUCCAAUAAUCCAUCUUGAUCAGCAUCUUUGCAUAUCACAGAGUUUCGAGUGUUAUCACGACGAUCGUGUGUGGUGUGCACAGAUUUUUGUAUAGUUUAGUAUAAAAGUCUGUGGUGGUGUGUGGUACUGUGGUGGUCGUCCGUGACGAAGGACAUGUCGAAAUGUCGAAUUUUUCUCGAAAUUUUUUCGGACGACACCGGCUCCCCCAGGCCUCGAUCGUGCUCACUAAUUAUUUGCGACAAACUAACGAGCCACCGUGGACGUCAUUUUUCGUUAAAUACACUUCGGUGAUCGAUGACCAAAGGGGCCGGUCUCACUUCAAUUGGAAAACCGGUGACUCAAACUAUCACGUUCUACGCUCCGGCUGUUUUCCGUAUAUUAAGUACCAUUGCACCAAAAGGCCGUACGAAGACCUGCAAGUAGAGGAUCGGUUGUUUAAUAUUUUAAAAAUCGUCAAUCUGGGUAUACCAUUGCUUUUGUAUGGUUUAUCUGCUGUUUUUAUGAUUUCAUAUAAAGAAAUAGUGAAGACACCUGAAGGAGAUGUUUAUGUUUAUUUUCUUUUAAAAGAAGACAAAGGUUCGACACACUAAAAUAAUUUUAAUAUAGGUAGUAUGUUUUAGACCAAACUGAAAUAAAUGUU